UUAUGUUCAGUUUUCUGACUCCACUUUUCCAAUGGCUUGGAGAAGACUUGCUGCAAUACCUCGCCUGUCCUUGACAGCUCUUCCUGCAGUGUCCUUGGGCGCCGUCAACAUAGUCAACGUAAAGUGCGUGGCUUGCAGUUCUGCCAGCAAGGAAGAUGAUAAGCCUGCUGACAAGCAAGCUGCUUAUUGGAUAUCUGGAGAAUCGCAGGGCAGCAACAAGAGUUUGCCUUGCAAGUUUGAUUUGUAUGGUGGGGUAGUUGUGGACCCUGCAACGGUUCCAGCAGAACAAGAUGCGUUCCGGUCAGUCCUAGCUUCUUCCCUAGAUGAAUGGAUGAAGCACGGCAAGCGUGGCUCCGCUUGGAUAUCAGCAGAGAGGGACUAUGUCAUGAUGACAAAAUGGCUGCCCUCUAGCUGCCCGAAUACGUUGCCGCACAACGCUAGCCACACAAUUGGAGUAGGUGCCCUUGUGACGAACUCAGAGGGCAAGAUCUUGCUUGUGCGAGAGAAGUCUGGGCCAGCAGCAAAAUCCAAAGCAUGGAAACUUCCAACCGGUCUGGUUGACGCCGGUGAGGACCUUCAUGAAGCUGCCCUUCGAGAAGUCAAAGAGGAGACAGGCAUCGAUGCUACCUUCGAGUAUUUCGGAGCAUUCACAAUGAGUCAUGGUGGCAACCUUGCACAUGCGAACAAGAGCAACCUCUUCUUUGUGGUGAAGUGCAAAGCCUUGACCACGGAGAUUCAAAUGUGUGAAAGCGAAAUUGCAGAUGCACGAUGGUUUUCGAGGGUCGCAGCGUCAGACAUCGAAAGGAUUUUGCAGAAAAGCAAGUCAUUGCUGAGGAUGAAUGGCUCGCGCUCCCAUUCCCAGAAAAGGGAUCAAUUUGGUACGAGCUGAAUCAGUCCGCAUUGGAUGCUGAGGUUGUCGUUUCCAUGAAGAGCUUGCCAUGGGGAAGAUCUCGGCCGGAUGUGAGCAGGCUGUUAUACUAUCCUGUGAGGCGGUCGGCCCUGUGACCCAAGAAGCGCGCGUUUCUGGUGUAGACGCGUCGACGGCGGGCAUGGCAUUUGAGCGCCGGAAUUCCAAAAGAAAACCUGGCCGGAGAGCUUGGUGUGUUGAGGAGACGCAGGAUGGCGGCGAAGACAGUCAUAAUUGUUUAUAUACAUGU
Molecule: messenger RNA, 1157 nt
Organism: Durusdinium trenchii
Lineage: Eukaryota; Dinophyceae; Suessiales; Symbiodiniaceae
Source: the annotation of a GenBank genome assembly